Messenger RNA from Diaporthe citri, 2181 nucleotides. RefSeq lists its product as uncharacterized. NCBI's taxonomy places the organism in Eukaryota, Fungi, Ascomycota, Sordariomycetes, Diaporthales, Diaporthaceae. The coding region runs from base 1 to 2181 and encodes 726 amino acids. The record is from RefSeq and is a predicted model, not a curated record. The transcript has 3 exons.
AUGGCUGUGGACUCAUUACGGCGAGGCCGUGGCUUUCACAAGCGACGCCACAGGCCAAACGCUGUCAGGGAGGAAAUAAAACAGGCAGCGAAGGCGGUCGUGAGGGACAGCGUAGAGCCUCCGUUGGUACGGCGUCAGGGAAAAGGCAAGGGGGGAAAUGGCAAAGGAGUAGCUGCUGAGCCUUUGCCGACUGCGGCUGCUCCGUCGAGCUCUAUUGUCCUUGAUGCUGGCAAUCCCGCAGAGACGAUCGUGCCGCCGCUAAACCCUCCAUCAACAGUUGCACCACCUCCCCCGGCGCCGCCACCGCCGCCGCCGGAUGCGCCGAGGCCGAGCAGUAGCUCGAGCAGUCUCACGACCUCGACGGCGGUGACCUCGGUACAGACGACACAGACCAGUAUCCAGACACAGACAACCGUCAUCACAACGGCACAGACCUCAACUGAGGUAUCAACCCAAGUGACGACCAUCGUGAGUACACAGAUAGAUACCUGGACCUUCCCGGUCGGUAGCCUGCAGAUGACCGUGACCCUGACAUCCUCCAUGAUCACAUCUCCCCUGCCGACAUUACAGACAAGCCUCUCCACGGCUGUCUCGACGACCACCCCUCUCGUGGCAACCACCCCGUACCAAGCCGCACCAUCCAGCACCACCACCUCAGCAGCUGCGUCCCGGGCCCCGGCCAUCGCCCCCGGGAAUAGCGGGCAUCUCGGGAUCCUCUCCUUCUUCAUAAUCCUGGGGGCAGUCUGCCUCUGCUCCCGCCGCACGCGGCAGCGCCUGCUGACCCCGGUGACGAGGCGCUUCACCAACAACACCCUCGUCAACAGCGGGUCCCGGGGCCUCGACUCGACAGGCCGGCGGUCCGGGAGAGGAGGCGGUGGAGGCGACAUGCACAAGUCGCUCGUGUCCGAGGCCGAGUCGAUGGCCUACACCGCCACGAGCCCCCGCGACGCGAAAGCGCCACCGCCGCAGAUGGCGAUGGCGGACCCGCCCCGUGGCCUGUCGCAGAACCCCGUCUUCCCAGGAGCGGCGGCGGCCUGCCCUUCGCGUCCCGACUCGUGGCGCACCUGGCGGCCCAGCGUCACCUUCGCGCAGGGGCUCGACCCCGUCCCGGACGACAUGCAGCCCCCGCCGCCGCCGCCCCACGCCCUGACGGCGCGGUACUCGUCGGGGCUGCACCACCACCCGCGUGGGUCCGGAGUAAGUACGGGCGAGGACAGCAGCAUGCCCGAGUACGGCGCGUGGCCCCCGACGGCAUCCAAUGCCGACCCCACAGCGCUGAGGCCUGCGCCAGAGCAGGCCGUCGCCGUCGCUGCCCUUGCGCCCGAGUAUAUGGCCGGGCCGCCAGCGGGACGCGCGCAGAGCCGGGAGUACUUCCAGCAGCAGCAAGGACAGGAACUGAGGGACGGGCAUGAGCACGCGUCGUACGUGACCUACUCGGAGACGCCGCUGGCUACGCCAAGGACGCCGAUCGUGGUGGAAGGUGAGCAACUGGCCCCGCUGGCCACCAGCCAAGAGGCCUCACCGGUUGACAGUUGUGAUUCCGACAGCGGGGAGAAGAGGGUCAGCCGAGACGCCGGCGCUACAGCAGGAGCAGGAGGCGACGAUAUCUGGUGGGUCGGCGAGCCCGCAAGGGUCGGCAGGAGCGGAAGCGGCAAGCUCAUCACCAUCGACAGAAAUGGAAGACGGGUCGGCGGAGGAGACGACGACGACAGCGACGACAAACCCGAGGGCGGCAUUCAAGAAGCGCAGCUGGGCCGGCAGGCUGGAGAGGGUGGCGGCCAUGGCGGCGGCGCGCAAGGGGUCGAGGCGGAGCCACCGCGCGAGCAAGGCCGGCAGCAGCCGGAGCAAGGCCAGCAAGGCGAGCCGGGCGAGCGUGGCGAGCAGGUUUUCCAAGAAGUCGCGGCGGUCCAAGGACAGCGAGGGCUGAGGGCCAGCACCAGCGGCAGCCGGCGGUCCUCCCUCCGCGCUCCGUCGUCCUGGGAUGGGGCUGAGUCUACAGGGUCAUCGUCAGACGCCGGGUUCUCGUGGUCCGAGGCGGCGAGCGAGCCGUACACGGCGGCCGCCCCGAGGGACGGCUUCGGGCUGUCCAUCAUCGGCGCGAGGCAUGGGUCUAGGUCGGCGGGGACUGGAGAGGGCGCAGGCCCCGGGCCUUCUACCACUCGGCCGGACGAGGAUGCCUGA